Penicillium malachiteum is the source of this 225-nucleotide messenger RNA. RefSeq lists its product as uncharacterized. The record is from RefSeq and is a predicted model, not a curated record. The transcript is spliced from 2 exons. The coding region runs from base 1 to 225 and encodes 74 amino acids. NCBI's taxonomy places the organism in Eukaryota, Fungi, Ascomycota, Eurotiomycetes, Eurotiales, Aspergillaceae.
AUGGCAGAUGCCGCCGCCGCCGCCGAGGCCAAAAAGGCCAAAAAGGCCAAAAGCAAGAAAAGGCACCAGAAGGAAAAGGCGCGGAAGAAGCGCAAGCGCGAGGCGCGAAGCCAGGACGAAAGACGGAAGAAGGCGGAAAAUGCAGGAACCCACUUUGCUGCGGCUGCUAGGGCCCGCCAGGUAAAAUACCACUCUUAUGACUCAUGUCAUGAUGGAAAACACUGA